Osmerus eperlanus (European smelt) is the source of this 1942-nucleotide messenger RNA. It is a transcript of the gene ciao3, whose product is annotated as nuclear prelamin A recognition factor-like. Gene Ontology annotation, biological process: iron-sulfur cluster assembly. The record is from RefSeq and is a predicted model, not a curated record. The transcript is spliced from 11 exons. Gene Ontology annotation, cellular component: cytosolic [4Fe-4S] assembly targeting complex. Bases 32 to 1480 code for a protein of 482 amino acids. Lineage: Eukaryota; Metazoa; Chordata; Actinopteri; Osmeriformes; Osmeridae.
UGAUGUGUUUUACGACACAUAAAAUAAACAAAUGCUUUACGGCAUUAAAAUGGCGUCUCAUUUCAGCGGUGUGCUACAGUUGACAGAUCUCGAUGACUUUAUCACCCCUUCUCAGGAAUGUGUAAAACCAGUCAAGGUAGAUAAAAAGCAAGGCAGAUCAGUGGCCAAAAUUCAGAUCGAGGAUGACGGCAGUUAUUUCCAAGUCAAUCAGGAUGGCAGGAUGCAGAAGCUGGAGAAAGCAAAAAUCACUCUGAAUGACUGCUUAGCUUGCAGUGGCUGCAUUACAUCCGCGGAGAGCGUCCUUAUCACACAACAGAGCCAUGAGGAGUUGUACAGAGUGCUCCGCAAUAACAAGAGUGGAGCAGAGGAGCAGAAGGUUGUGGUGGUAUCUGUGUCUCCCCAGUCCAGAGCAUCUUUGGCAGCACGCUAUGGCCUUAGCAGUACUGAGGCAGGCAGGAGGCUCACUGCAUUCUUCAAGAAUCUAGGCGUUCACCAUGUGUUUGACACCAGUUUCAGUCGCACCUUCAGCCUGCUGGAGAGCCAAAGGGAGUUUGUGGAGCGUUUCCAGAGGAAGGAGCAAGACAAGAAGGCUCUCCCCAUGCUGGCCUCUGCUUGCCCAGGGUGGAUCUGCUAUGCAGAGAAGACCCACGGAGAAUUCAUUCUUCCCUACAUCAGCACCACCCGCUCCCCUCAGCAGGUGAUGGGGUCCCUGGUCAAGAGGUACUUCUCUGGACAGCAGGGUCUGAGCCCUCAGCAAAUUUACCAUGUGACCGUGAUGCCCUGCUACGAUAAGAAGCUGGAGGCCUCCAGACCAGACUUCUACCUGACUGAAGAUGAGACGAGGGAGGUGGACUGUGUCAUCACCUCAGGUGAGGUUCUGAAGAUGUUAGAAGAGGAGAAAGUAUCUCUUAAAGAUGUGGAACCUGCACCGUUAGACACAAUGUUCAGCAGCGUAUGUGAGGAUGAACUGCAGCGACACGCAGGCAGUGGCUCAGGGGGGUACCUCCAUCACGUGUUCAGCCACGCAGCCAGACAGCUGUUCGGAGAGGGCGUCCCGGAGCUGACAUACAACACGCUCAAAAACAAAGACUUUCAAGAGGUGACAUUGGAGAGGAAUGGAGCCGUCCUGCUGCGUUUUGCUGCUACCUACGGCUUCCGGAACAUCCAGAACCUAGUGCAGAAACUCAAGAGGGGCAAGUCGCCAUACCACUUUGUGGAAGUGAUGGCCUGUCCUUCAGGAUGCCUGAAUGGGGGAGGGCAGGUGAAGCCUUUACCUGAGCAGUCCAACAAAGAGCUGCUACAGCAGGUGGAGGAUCUGUACAGGGCAGAGCACCCCCUAGUGCCUGAGGAGGAUCACCGUGUGGCAGAACUCUACAAGUCCUGGCUACUCUCUUUAGGGGAGGAAAAAGCCAAGGAGCUACUGCAUACACAGUACCAUGCUGUGGAGAAGGCUGGUAGCGGACUCACUAUCAAGUGGUGAAGAGGGAUAUUGGCAGACAAAGGGGGAAGGUUAGGGGACCUGUGGUGGCCAAGGGCUGGUCUGUGAUCUUAUCUCCACAAUCCAUAACUUGGAUGGGUCUUGAUUAUGGAUUUGAAAUGUGCAUAAGAUGACUAGUGGCUGGUGGUCAGGUCCAGUGAGACAUACUUGCCAUGUAACUGUGGUAGCCUGUUCCUAACAUCAAAUAUACAGGUUUUAUUUCUAUACGCACAAGCUUAACCAUGUCUGUGUAUUAAACUGAAGUUAUUAUAAUCUUAUAAACUGAUUAUGGACACCUUAAAAAUUAUACAAAUUGUAUGCACUGAGGAUGUAGGAAAAUGUUUGUUGUUUUGUUUUACUUGACCUUGAUAUUUCAGAGUUUAUAUAUUUCAGAGAAGUCAUCAUUCCUGCCUAAUUUAUAAUAAACAAUGCUAUAUAGAUUAAUUGUAUUUAUCUAUUAAAUUA